AUGCCGGUGGUGGUUUCUCUGGCUAAGGUUGCUGCUUCUCCGGCUGGAGAUUUCACCGUUCGCGUUUCCUUCGGGCGUCGGAGCUGUGCAACGGCUCCUACCCAAUCGCGUUUCCUUCGGGCGUCGGAGCUGUAUUUAUCGUUGGAUAAUUCAGUGGAGAAUGGUCACCUUCCCAAGCGAGAUUCGUUUGCUGUAAAAGCUGCUUCCUUUUCUGCUGAGGCUGAUGGGUCCAGAGACGAAGCAGUAAGGAGGAAGAAGCUUGCUGUGUUUGUGUCCGGAGGUGGUUCCAAUUUCAAGAAGAUCCAUCAGGGAUGCAUUAGUGGAGAUGGUUCAGUUAAUGGACAUGUUGUUUUGUUGGUAACUAACAACAAAGAUUGUGGAGGCGCUGAGUAUGCAAGGAGUAAUGGGAUUCCUGUUUUACUAUUCCCAAAACCUCAACCACAAUCAUCUCAUGGACUCUCUCCAACACAGCUUGUGGAUGUUCUUAGGGAGUAUGGUGUGGACUUUGUUCUGCUUGCUGGUUAUUUGAAGCUUAUACCGGUGGAGCUGGUCAAAGCUUUUCCCAAACGGAUUUUGAAUAUACAUCCUGCUUUACUUCCAGCUUUUGGAGGUAAAGGGCUUUAUGGUAUGAGAGUGCAUAAAGCUGCUCUAGCCUCUGGAGCUAGGUAUUCAGGUCCAACCAUUCACUUUGUGGAUGAAGAGUAUGACACAGGCCGGAUACUUGCUCAAAGUGCAGUCCGUGUGGUGGCUAAUGAUACACCAGAGGAGUUGGCUAAAAGGGUUCUUGAUGAGGAACACAAACUGUAUGUGGAGGUGGUUACUGCCAUUUGUGAAGAGCGGAUUAAAUGGAGAGAAGAUGGUGUCCCUCUCAUUCAAAGCAAAGAUAACCCUCAUGUGUUUUAUUAG
Messenger RNA from Eruca vesicaria subsp. sativa (arugula), 906 nucleotides. The record is from the annotation of a GenBank genome assembly. Lineage: Eukaryota; Viridiplantae; Streptophyta; Magnoliopsida; Brassicales; Brassicaceae.